AUGGCACCUGGCAGGGAAAAACUGGCCAAGAGCAGCAACGCCCCCUCGCUCCAGCAGCUCCUGAGGGAAGAGGAGCUGGUGAAGAAGGAGGCUGCCUACCAGAAUCUGGUUAAAAGCUGGCAGUGGGGCCGUGUCCUCUGUCUCCAGAGGGAGAAGCAGGAGGAGAAGAGGCUGGUGAAGGGCUGCCAGAACCUGCGGGCCGGCGUUGCAGAGGAGCUUCGCUUCGCUAACAAGGCGCUGCUGAUGGUCCGGCGCGCGGCCCUGCGCUACCUUCUACACUGCGAGCACGUGCAGCACCAGCGCGAACUGAACCACGGGGGGAAGUCCUUCUAUGUGGAGAGGCUGUGA
Molecule: messenger RNA, 348 nt
Organism: Terrapene triunguis (Three-toed box turtle)
Lineage: Eukaryota; Metazoa; Chordata; Testudines; Emydidae
Gene: CFAP141
Product: chromosome unknown C1orf189 homolog
Exons: 4
Coding region: 1-348 (115 amino acids)
Source: RefSeq, a predicted model, not a curated record